Peromyscus californicus insignis is the source of this 6303-nucleotide messenger RNA. It is a transcript of the gene Lgals3bp, whose product is annotated as galectin 3 binding protein. Lineage: Eukaryota; Metazoa; Chordata; Mammalia; Rodentia; Cricetidae. Gene Ontology annotation, cellular component: membrane; extracellular matrix. The transcript has 6 exons. Bases 4132 to 6009 code for a protein of 625 amino acids. The record is from RefSeq and is a predicted model, not a curated record. Gene Ontology annotation, molecular function: protein binding.
GCACUGUCCCACUCCAUGUCUCCCCACUCUGCUUAUUACUGGAGUCAGGACAGAGCCUGCAGUGCUGGAACCAGGACCACAGCAGUCACAAGCCAGCCUUGGUGUCCCCACCUCCACAGAGCAGCAGAGAAAGGUUUACUAGGUGUGGCCACAUUGGGCAGAGGGACAAGGAAAAGGCUCAGUGUGGACAGUGCCUGCCACGUAAACCUGAGUGAUCCUGGGAACCCAUGAUGGAAGGAGGGAACUGAUUGCCCAAAAGCUGUUCUCUGUUCUUCAUAUGCCACCCUGUGGCACGUGCCACCUCACGUACACUUAUACACAAACACACGGGGGUGGGGGGGACAGAGACAGAGAGAAUGACUCUCCCAAGCUCUUCUUUGGGUUCCUGACACACAGUUUAGGUUUAAACAGAAGGCAAGAGUUAGGCCUAGCUAAACAGGCCUGGUCAAGGUGUGGUCCUGCCCAUCACUGACCCAUCACUGUGUCUGGCCCUGGCUCCUCAGCUGUCUGGCCAGGUAGUCUAACAAGUCAGACCAUGUGGAAUCCUUCCAGGAGACAAGGGUCUUCUCUGCUGGCAGCAGGCCUCAGCUUUUCCCUUCUCAGGUGAAUCCCCUGGGAAAAUUUCAGUUUCUUGUAACCCACUACAUCAGUUGUCUGGUAGGCAAGGAGAGGGAUGUGGGUGUCUGUGUCUCUGUCCUUCCUCUGGUCCGUUUUCUGUGCAGAAGGCAGAUCAUCUUGGAACCACUGCCCAGGGCUGCAGGGACCAGAGUGUGUUCAAAUAAUGUGCACAUGCGGAUCAUUUGAGGGAACCUGCAAAGUUUGCUGACAAAUGACACCAGAGUAUGUGGAGAAUGUGCCCCUCCAAGGAUGUACAGAGGUCCCCAGGCUGAGACUGAGGGCACCCCAGAGAGGUGAGGAAGAAAAGUUACCAGUAUAUCGCCCCAUUUCAUGAGAGACUCCCCUAAACAAAGGCUGUUUGGUCAUACUUCAACCUGUUACCGUAAGAGACCAUUUUCCUUUCAGUGUUGAAAAGCAAAGACAAUCAUGGGUUUAUUCUGUGGCCAGAGAAUGGAGAAGUGGGGCCUGGCUUCCAGGGCUGGGUGUGGGAAGCCACAGCUACAAAGCAAAAGAAAUGAGAAGCCGGAGGCCCUGUGUUUACUGGGAACUAGACACUUCCUUUUGAAGCUUCUGUUCUGUUGAGGUCUUAGUGACUCACAACUGCCUUGGCUCUGAGGCUCUGUCUCUUACAGUAUUGGGAGGGGAUUUAGGGUCUGCUAGAGGUCACUGUGGCCCUGAAGACCUCUUCAGGGCAUUAUCCUGAAGAGGCCCUUGUGACCUCCAGGCCCAUUGUUAAAGAUAAGCACUGUUGGGGGCUGGGACCAGGAUGGCCCGCUGUGAUACUCUGCCCUGGGUAACCAAGAUGGAAGCACGAUCACUUGACCUUUGUCCCCUCAGCUUGCUCUUCCCUGCAGUUUACUCUGAGUCUCCAGAUGAGUCAUGGAGGAAGCUGCAUGUUCCUGGGGCCUGGCCUCUGGAAGUCCCCCUGAGUUUCAAUGUCUGGGCCCAUUAAACCACAUCUGUUGGCUAUGGAGUGGCCAUAGAGCAACUGGACCUGCUGCAGACUCUACACCCUGUGAUGGCCCUGUCUCUGUGGCCUAGCAUCCUUCCCUCCAUGGGAAGCAUAGAGCUCUGGGCCCCAGCUGGCUGACGGGGCUGACCCAGAAUGCAGGCACCAAGCAGGCCAGCACCCUUAUCCUCCCUUUCACAUUCUCAUCUGAGGUGACAGGAGCCACAAGUUAGCUGGCACCCAGUUCAAGAAGCUUGGACAUCUCUGCAGAGUCAGUUCUGUCUCUGCCUAUCGCUCUCUGCAUGCGUUUCCCAGGACUGCAGGACCCCACACCCCGGGAAACUGCAUGCUCAAGGGAACCAGUUGUUGAGUUCUGACCUCUAGGCUCUGGGGCUCAAAGCUUUGGGGUGAAUCCAAAGGGGCUGUACAUCAGAAUUUCCUGGGGAUUCCAAAACAACAAUGCACUUCUCCCACAGGCUGACAUGGACAUUGGUGUCUGUCACAGGUGAUUCUGGCCAGCCCAGGUUGAGAUGCGCUGGGCAGAGAACUCCCCAAGUAGAAACCAAGGUGUAGGAUUUUUGUUUGUUUGUUUGUUUUGUUGAAGAAGGAGAAUGGGUGUGAGUCAGGCAGAACCUUUGGUGCUCUGUACCCUGCCCCACUGGGGUUGUCAGGAGAUUGGGUUACUGAGUGUGGGUGACAGUACCAUCAGAUGUGUGGGAACCCAGCAUAUCUGCUCACCAACUAAUGCUUGGGCUUGGUGCUCCCAGGUCCAGGGCUGGAAUAAGGAGCCCAAGGCGUAGGGAUAAAAGGACUUAGAAUCGCUGUAAAAGUUUUAAUAAGGAAUAGACAGACACUAGAGACGGGGCUGGAGAGAAGACUCAGCUGUUAAGAGUCCUUAUUGUUGCACAGACCCCGGGUGUAAUUCCCAGUGCCCACAUGGCAGCUCACAACCAUCAGCAGCUCGGGUUCCAGGGCAUCUGAUGCCCUCUUGUGGCUCCCAUAUGCACAUCGUGCACAUGGUGUGCUAAAUACAGACAGAAUGCUCACACACAUAAAGUAAAUGCAUCUUAGAAAACAGUAGACACUGAGGACAGAAACACAGCAGGUGAAUUCUAAAAGAGAAUCAUACACCUGAAAAGGAAUGGGGUGAUUGUAUACCAAUUGGAAGUCACCUGGCCUGCCUCCUGGGCCUUCUGUGUCAGAUCCUUUGGGUGGACUCCACAAGGACAGCUCAGUGUCUCGAGGUAGUAGCUCUUACAGUGCUAGGGACUGGGUGAGGUGCAGGAGCCGUUAGGAGUUAGGCCCCCACUGUAUAAAGUUACCACGAGUCUGGGGAAUUUUACCUUGUUAGUUUUUAUAUUUUAAUGUAAUGUAUGUGUACAGGUGUUUGUCAGCUGUAUAUGUAUGUGUACCACAUGUGUGCCUGGUGCUCCGUGGAGAUCAGGAGAGGGCAUUAUAUCCUUUAAAACUGGAGUUACGAGUGGUUGUGAGUCACCAUGUGGGUGUUUCGAACUGAACCUGGGUCCUUUGCAAGAGCCACAAGUGUUCUUAACCACUGCGCCAUCUCUCCAGUCCCCUUUGAUUUUUAUUUAAGUUUUUACGUUUCUUUGCUAUCCGUGACCACAUGCGUCAUACAUGCCAUGGUGCACAUGCAGAGAUCAGAAGAGAACUUACAGGGGUCGGUUUUCUCCUACAGUGAGUCGCAGGGAUCAAACUCAUACGUCAGGACUGGCUGCAGGUGCCCUUCCCUACUCGCUAUGAGAACUAUGCUAGCCUCUAACUCCCAAAGAUCCACGUGCCUCUGCCUCCCAACUAAAGGGGUGUGCCACCAUGCUCGAUUAGCCCUGCUUUUUUCCCCCCCGCUUUAAACUAGGUAUUGUAGGAACCUUUUAAGAUUUAAUUUUUUAAAUUGUGUGUAUGUGUGCAUGCACACACUUGAGUGUGGGUGCCCACAGGGACCAGAAGUGUCAGAUCCCCCUGGAGCUGAGUUACAGGCUGUUCUGAGCCAACUGGCAUGGGUGCUGGGAAUCGAACUCAGGUCCCCUGUAAGAGCAGGUCAUUCUCUUAACCACUGAGCCACCCCCAGCUCCUAGUGCUGUUGUCUACUCUUGACCUUUUUGUCUCUAUCUGUCCCUCAGAUACCGUCACUCCAAGCACAGCAGGUGUGUGCGUGAGCACAGCCUGUCUCUCCAGAUCUAGGAAAGGAAUGUGCUGCCCACGUCCUGCUCAGUCUGUUCCACCUGAGCCUCUGCUCCCAGGCCUGCUUGUACCACCUUUCCACUGUCCUCACCUGUCCCCUCCCACGGUGUCUGUCUGGCCAGCCUGGACAUGCAUCUGAUGGUCAAACACAGCCGUAGCCUAGGUGCCUGAACAUUGCUGCAUUAUCUGCUCAGCAACAGGCCACUUGGGUGCCUGCCAUCUCCCCAGCAGAGCAGCGAGUAAGCAGCGGGCUGCUAGCCUGUCUGCGGCCAACCCCAGAAGCGGCCUCUGUCAUGUGUUUUCUGGAAAUCGAAACCAGACUAGGUUUAUGAAGCAUUUCCUGGGACCAGGCUGAGGAGAACCACAUGGUGGAGCCUCUCAGUCCAACAGUCUGCAGAAAGCUCCCGAAGGCAGCCAGCAGGGAGGCUCCAGGACCACCUUCAGCAGCUGCCCGGGAGUCCCUGUCUCUUGCUUCCAGGGCUGGGCGUCUAGACCAGGCAAUGGCUCUCCUCUGGCUCCUCUCUGUGUGGUUGCUGGUUCCAGGGACUCAAGGUACAGAAGAUGGGGACAUGCGUCUGGUUAAUGGGGCCUCAGCCAAUGAGGGCCGCGUGGAGAUCUUCUACAGAGGCCAGUGGGGGACAGUGUGCGACAACCUCUGGAGCCUUUUAGAUGCCAACGUCGUCUGUCGGGCCCUGGGCUAUGAGAACGCCACUCAGGCACUGGGCAGAGCUGCCUUCGGGCCAGGAAAGGGACCCAUCAUGCUGGACGAGGUGGAGUGUACAGGGACAGAGUCCUCACUGGCCAACUGCAGCUCCCUGGGCUGGCUGAAGAGCCGCUGUGGGCAUGAGAAGGAUGCAGGCGUGGUCUGCUCCAACGAAACCAGGGGUGUCCAUGUCCUGGACCUCUCUGGAGAGCUCUCAGAUGCGAUGGGCCAGAUCUUUGACAGCCAGCAGGGCUGUGACCUGUUCAUCCAGGUGACAGGGCAGGGGCAUGGGGAUCUGACCCUCUGUGCCCACAAGCUGAUCUUGAACACCAACCCUGAGGCCCAGGCCCUGUCGCAAGCAGUGGGCAGCAGCGUCAUCAUGAGAGUGGACGAGGAAUGCAUGCCUGUAGUCAAAGACUUCCUCAGGUACUUUUACUCCCGAAGAAUCGAGGUCACCAUGUCUUCUGUCAAGUGCUUGCACAAGCUAGCCUCAGCCUUUCAGGCCACACAGCUUCGAGACUACUGCGGACGGCUCUUUGCCACCCUCCUCCCCCAGGAUCCCACUUUCCACACACCCCUGGACCUCUAUGCGUACGCACAGGCCACCAAGGACUCUGUGCUGGAAGAUCUGUGCGUGCAGUUCCUAGCCUGGAACUUCGAGCCUCUGACGCAGGCUGAGGCCUGGCUAAGUGUCCCUACCACCUUGCUCCAGGCUCUCCUCUCCAAGAGUGAGCUGGCCGUGUCCAGUGAGCUGGACUUGCUGAAGGCGGUGGAUCAGUGGAGCACAGAGAGUGGCAUCUCCCACGUGGAGGAAGAGUAUCUGCUGGAACAGGUCCGCUUCCCUAUGAUGCUGCCCGAGGAGCUGUUUGAGCUGCAGUUUAACCUGAGCCUGUACCAGGGUCACCAGGCACUGUUCCAAAGGAAGACCAUGGAGGCCCUGGAGUUCCACACCGUGCCUUUCCCAGUGCUGGUCAAGUACAGAGGCCUGAACCUCACUGAUGACACCUACAAGCCCCGGCUCUACACCUCCUCAACCUGGAGUACCUUGGUGACAGCCCGUUCCUCAAGUUCCUCAAGAUCACGGGGCGUGCAAGUGUACAGCUACAAUCAGUUCUACUCAUAUGGCUAUGGCUCAAGAACCCGGUAUGACCCCUACCGGUCCUUCCUGACCCCACAACACCCCAGCUUCCUCUUCAAGGACAAGCUGAUCUCCUGGUCAGCCACCUACCUCCCCACCAUCCAGAGUUGCUGGAAUUACGGCUUCUCUUGCACCUCUGACGAGCUCCCUGUGCUGGGCCUCACCAAGUCCGGCUACUCCGAUCCUACUAUUGGCUACGAAAACAAAGCGCUGAUGGUCUGUGGAGGGUCCAGUGUGGUGGAUGUCACCAAUUUUGAAGACUCUAAGGCUCCUAUCCCCAGUGCCCUGGAUACCAAUAGUUCCAAGAUUUCCUCCGUCUUUCCCUGCACCUCAGGGGCCUUCAGCAGCUUCCGUGUGGUCAUCCGCCCCUUCUACCUGACUAACUCCACUGGCCUGGACUAGAUGGUCCAUCUCUGUGGUGGGGACUCAGACACCCAUGUGUCCCCUUUUUGGCCUCCUUCUUUGUAGCUGCUUUCAGCAGCUUGCCACCAGAUCUCCCCAGCUUCCACCGUCUCUACGAGCUUUAUAUUUUACUAGGUUUCAGCCAUCACUCACUCCAGUGUUGAGAGUCCCCAGGGCUCCCAUUGUAGGCACACGCAGGUUCUGUGAGGUCCUGUGGGAUUUCCAGUGCCCACUGCAGAGCUCUGUCUGUCACGGUCACUAAUCUGAAAUCAUUAAAGUCACAUGUACUUCUCA